UAUUUUUGUUGUUGUUGUUGUUAUUAUUAAUGCAGAAUCUUUAUACAAUUUUUACAAUCAUAAACAAAAACUGCUUUACGAUAUAUGAAAAAGAAAACAAUUUCCUAUCCCGUGGCCUUGAUCUCUGAACGUCAGCAUGGCCUAAUUAAUAUUUAUGAAUUGAACAUUUGCCAUUGGAGAGCGAACAAGUAACGUAUGAAAUUAAUAUUCAUGAGGAAAGCCUCUGGAAAAACGAUUGGACAGCUGUCAGGAACGCUAAGAGAUCAUUAAUAUUCAUAAGCUAAGCCUUAGCCGUACAGUUAUUGUUGAUUUCUAUUUCGUGUUUGAUAUUUCGAAAUGAUACGGUAUGGCAUAUCGGGCGAAACAGGAUAUCUGCAUUAAAUUGUAUAUGGUCUGUGGAUUCAAAAUGAGCGCAAGGAAUAUUGCUCGUUUCUGGGAAUGGGGAAGAAAGAUUAUCUGCGUCGGGAGAAACUAUGCAGAUCAUGCCAUCGAGCUCAAAAACGCAAUUCCUACCGAACCCGUGCUAUUUCUGAAACCCCCAUCGGCUUACAUUAGAGAAGGGUCUCCUAUUCUGGUCCCCUACUACUCCAGUAACCUACAUCAUGAAGUUGAACUGGGGGUGGUCAUUGGUAAAGGGGGAACUUCUAUUUCCCAGUCAUCAGCCAUGGACCAUGUGGCUGGAUAUGUCUUGUGCUUGGACAUGACAGCUCGGGACAGUCAGGACGAAUGCAAGUCCAAAGGUCUUCCAUGGACCUUGGCCAAAACGUUCGACACCUCGUGUCCCAUAAGUGACUUCAUUCCAAAGGAGAAGAUCCCAAAUCCGGAGAGCAUCAAUUUGUGGUUGAAAGUGAACAAUAUUAUGAGACAGAAGGGAAACACAUCUCAGAUGAUUUUCUCCAUUCCAUAUCUCAUAAACUACAUCAGUAAGAUUAUAUCAUUGGAGGAAGGUGAUCUUAUUCUCACUGGUACCCCAAAAGGAGUGUCCAGUGUCCAGGUGCAUGAUGAACUUCAAGCUGGGAUUGAUGACAUUGUGACCAUGACAUUUAAAGUUGAUAGAAAAAGUUGAUUUUUUUUAAAGACAUUUUACACUUACUAGUUUUAAUCUGGAAAAAAUGAAUCAGAAAAGUUCCAAUUGUUGAUCUCAGGUUAUUCUAUUAAGUAUGCAAUCACAAUAAGAAAAUGUUUGUAAAAUUACUGUACUGUAUUCACAUGAAUGGGAAACAAUGCAUCUACCUAAUGGAUUUCAACAUAUUCAAAUACUUGAUCUUACAGUUUGUGUCCAUCUGCAAAGUUAUGUCACAUUAAAGACAUGAACAGAAUAACACUAUAAACAUUAACGCAAUACACUAAUAAUUGAGUUUUACAGUUAAUAUUACUUAAUUAAUGGUUAAUAUAACUUUAGAAAUACAAGUAUUAUAUACUUCAUACUGUGAUAUGAGCUAAAAUUUAUAUCAAUGUAUUUUCCUCUCCAGCCGGUAUAUCUGUAUUACUGUAUAUUGCCUUAUGACAAAAAAUUUUGGUAUCACAUAGUAAACCUUAGUUAAAUUACUGGAAAAUAUGCAUUUUUAUUUUAGAAAAACGAAGGGAUUGGUCAUAGAAAUUAUUUUUUUCCUCAAAAAGUGCCACUGGAUGGGCAGACUGCUUUUGUUAUGAAUAUUAUGCUUAUUGUCACUGUCGGAUUGAAACCUUGUGUUUUUAAAACAGCUACUUUUCAAUUAAAUGGAACAAACACUGUAUUUUUUUAAAUAAUUCAACACAUAAACAA
Molecule: messenger RNA, 1765 nt
Organism: Paramisgurnus dabryanus
Lineage: Eukaryota; Metazoa; Chordata; Actinopteri; Cypriniformes; Cobitidae
Source: RefSeq, a predicted model, not a curated record